AUCGCCUCCGGUGACAAGUCUUGAAUUGGAGUAUUUAACCGUAUCAAUCCUCCUACAUACCGAGGCCUCGAACGCAUAGCUCUACCCUCGCUUUAUACUAGUUUAACACAAACCUCCACAAUGUCCCCAUACACCCACCUACCUGCUGUUGAUCCUUCCCUCUUGUCAAACAAACAACAUGCAAGCAUCCUCAAGGAUCCAGAGGUAGACGUUACAAAUGACUAUGGAACCCCUAACCUUCUUUUCUUUUACUUUGUUCCUUUCCUCCCGGAUGACAGAAAGCCCGAUCUUCAAGCUCUGCAAGACGAGAUCCAGUCCUGGAAUGCAUGGGAGCUCGGUCAGACGGAAGUUCAGGUUAGGCACAGGAUUGCGGACAAAUCACUUCCCAGUGAUGAUUCCACCGCUUCCCGUGUGAAACGAACCAACUAUCGAGCCAAGGUCGUUGACUAUCUUAGGGAGUUGAGCGAAACGACAUGGCUCGUUAAAAAUGCCGACAGCCAUAGCGGGCCAUUCUCGGCGGACAUAGACGUGGCCGAAGUGAAUGGAAAGAUCCGAAAUGUACUCAAAGGUUUCUAUGGCCAGGAGUUGCUACCUGCUCAAUUCUCGGUCAUUCUGAACAUCAUUACCGAUCUAAUUGCGUCUCAGCCUGAUACUGACAACAAGUAUUUAUUCACUUACGUCAAUUAUCACUAUGACGAUGAUCAGAAAAUCUUUAAGCCAGAUAUCCGUCAGCUACAGUUCAGUGUAACGCAGACAACCGCGGAAGAAGGGAAGGACACAGUCAAGCUGGACAUAUCGAACUUGAACCAUGUGUACUCUUUGCUGAGAGAGAAAUGGAGGAGUGUCCGCCACGAGGCUGAGGAGAUUAUCGAAGCUGGCGAGAAGAUUCGCAAGGAAAUGGCAUUAAACUUUUAUUUCAGCUAGGGACUGUUUAGCUGUCUGUCCUUUCUUGAUAUUUGGUCCAUGGUCUUGCCCGAUUUCCGAAGCUGCCGGAGGUUAGCGAUGGCGUACGCCACAUCAGUACUCUAGAUGCCUUGGUGGUGCCUUGGUAGGGUGACUCG
Aspergillus caelatus is the source of this 1061-nucleotide messenger RNA. RefSeq lists its product as uncharacterized. The record is from RefSeq and is a predicted model, not a curated record. The transcript has 4 exons. Bases 121 to 924 code for a protein of 267 amino acids. NCBI's taxonomy places the organism in Eukaryota, Fungi, Ascomycota, Eurotiomycetes, Eurotiales, Aspergillaceae.